Messenger RNA from Cyclocybe aegerita, 594 nucleotides. The record is from the annotation of a GenBank genome assembly. Lineage: Eukaryota; Fungi; Basidiomycota; Agaricomycetes; Agaricales; Hemipholiotaceae.
AUGAGUCACUCCAGUGUAGUCGAAUUCAAGGAGGGCGACCACGUUAAGCUCAAACAAGCCGUCGUUGGCGUAGUUCUCAGGGCUGGAACGCGCGAAGUCAUACAGAAUAAUAUUGUCAAACCAGUGGGGGCGAUUGUCACCGUGUUGCGAAAGAAUGCAAAAGGUCGAGAGUCGAUCAAUAUGGAACCUUUGGCCCCGAACGAUUUUACUUACAGUUUGUACGAAGACUUUACCGUGGAAAUACCAAACAAGUUCGAGCCUGGCAAUCGCAUUUCUAGCCCGAGGUGGAUCUCCCACUCGUGCUUUUCGCUUACCCCAGGCGGCCCACCUGGAAGUGAUUUUUGGACUGGAAGCGAGUUACUGUAUGUCAUAAGAAGCAUUACCUUCAUGGCCCCAGGUGGUACCCGCCGCACCAUUGCCCCAGGCCAACGUAUCUUUAUCGUUCCGGGAGCCAGAACAUCAUCUGGCUCAUUCAAUUCCAAUCUGCGCCUGGAAAACGCCCAUUACGAGGUACUGUUGGCAGUCCCGAUACGCGAGGGGAGGCGUUGGCGAGCUAGUGAAGCUGUUAGUCAUUCUGCCCUUAAGCUUGCCUAG